AUGGCCCACCCAGGAGGGGCGCUGGCUGAGAUGCAGGUCGCAGCUGAGCCUGGUGAGAAGGCCUCCUCCAGGGGCCAGCCUGUCGGGAUCCCCUUGCUAGAGCAGGAACCCGAGGAGGCGCUGGGCCUGAACCAACUGCCAGCCGAGCUGCUCCUGAUGGUGCUGAGCCACGUGCCCCCCUACAUGCUGCUCAGGCACCGCCGCCAGGUGUGUAGGCGCUGGCGCGACCUGGUGGACUGCCAGGCCCUGUGGCUGAGCAUCCUGCCCUGGAAACACGCUGCCCUGUGGCCCAUCGUCAGCACCUGCCUGCCCGCCGACGACGACCUCAGGCCCUGCGUCCUGGGCCGCUGCUGCGAGCGCAGACCCAUAGGACGCAACCUCCUCCUGAACCCCAGGGUCCUAGAUGGCUUCCCAGAACAGCAUAUGCUGAGUGGUGGGGACGGCUGGACAAAGGAGGGAAAAUGUAAGGGCAGGCCUGCAGCUCCUUGUGAUGUCCACUUCCUACCUGCCUACUACCUACCUGGUCACAGGUGGUUUCAAAGGAGGGAAGUUUUGGACCUGGAAAAGGAGGGUUUCUGGCCAGAACUCCUGGAUAGUGGAAAGAUUGAGAUUUGUGUCUCUGCCUGCUAG
Messenger RNA from Balaenoptera acutorostrata (minke whale), 630 nucleotides. Its product is annotated as F-box only protein 27-like. Lineage: Eukaryota; Metazoa; Chordata; Mammalia; Artiodactyla; Balaenopteridae. Gene Ontology annotation, cellular component: cytoplasm; SCF ubiquitin ligase complex. The record is from RefSeq and is a predicted model, not a curated record. Gene Ontology annotation, molecular function: protein binding; ubiquitin protein ligase activity. Gene Ontology annotation, biological process: glycoprotein catabolic process; SCF-dependent proteasomal ubiquitin-dependent protein catabolic process. The transcript has a single exon. Bases 1 to 630 code for a protein of 209 amino acids.